Scophthalmus maximus (turbot) is the source of this 2212-nucleotide messenger RNA. RefSeq names its product ALX homeobox 1 (gene alx1). The record is from RefSeq and is a predicted model, not a curated record. The coding region runs from base 153 to 1139 and encodes 328 amino acids. Gene Ontology annotation, molecular function: RNA polymerase II transcription regulatory region sequence-specific DNA binding; DNA-binding transcription activator activity, RNA polymerase II-specific. Lineage: Eukaryota; Metazoa; Chordata; Actinopteri; Pleuronectiformes; Scophthalmidae. The transcript has 5 exons. Gene Ontology annotation, biological process: positive regulation of transcription by RNA polymerase II; negative regulation of DNA-templated transcription; embryonic skeletal system morphogenesis.
GAUGGACGUCUCGUCUCCUGAGCUCGUCAAGUCGGCACCAUCGAAAAAGGAACGCAUCUCCUUCCGAGACAACCCCGUCCAGCUGAGCGGCGGCUGGGGAGGGGGCAGGAAGAGGGAUAACGUGUACAAACGCGCGCGGACAACGGUGAGGGAUGAUGGAGUACAUGGAGGACAAGUUCGCCCUGAAGAGUCAAGCGAUGAAGCAGGCGGCCAGCGACUACUACAUGGACCAGGUCAUGGAGAGCCUGGACAGCGCGCAGUACUUCGCCAAGUCCUCGCCGAAGUGCGCGCAGGCCUUCGGGCUGCAGAGCGGCGGCGAGCAUCGCUCCUCGCCCUGCGGAGACCAGAGCGGCGGUUACGGCGUCCCGAAGGCGGACGACGACGCGCUGCACUCGGACCUCGGCAGGCCGAUGGACAGCUGCUGCACGCUGGGCCGCGCGUCCCCGGCGACGAGCGGCGGGCCGGACAAGGCGACGGACCUGGACGACAUGGGCGACAAGUGCGACAGCAACGUGUCCAGCAGCAAGAAGCGGCGGCACCGGACGACGUUCACCAGCGCGCAGCUGGAGGAGCUGGAGAAGGUGUUCCAGAAGACCCACUACCCGGACGUGUACGUCAGGGAGCAGCUGGCCAUGCGCACGGAGUUGACCGAGGCCAGGGUGCAGGUGUGGUUUCAGAACCGACGGGCGAAGUGGAGGAAGCGAGAGCGCUACGGGCAGAUCCAGCAAGCCAAGACGCACUUCGCGGCCACCUACGACCUGUCCGUGUUGCCGAGGACCGACAGCUACACGCAGAUCUCCAACAACCUGUGGCCGAGCCCGGCCUCCGGCGGCCCCGUGGUCUCCUCCUGCGUGCUGCCCCGGGGCUCCCCGCCCUGCGGCGUCGCCUCCUACUCGCACUCCCCGCGCUCGGCCGCCGGCGCCGCCGACCACGGCUACGUGGGCUUCCCCAAUCAGCAGAACCAGUUCGGGCACGUGUCCCUCAACAACUUCUUCGGCGCGGACUCUCUUCUCACGCCGGCCGCCAACGGCCACCACGCCUUCGAGACCAAGCCCGAGUUCGAGCGGCGCUCGUCCAGCAUCGCCGUGCUGCGCAUGAAGGCCAAGGAGCACGCGGCCAACAUCUCCUGGGCCAUGUGAUCGAAGGGGUUUCUGUGCCCGGAAAGUCUGGAUGAUGUACGGAAAAAAGAGUUCGUUAGAGAAUGUGGGGGUUGCUCAACAAGCCUGAAAUCGUACAGUAUACUUUUAAAAAAGCUCAGUGACUCACAAAUCUUGUCAUCUACGGAUCAGGUGACACUUCUCUGUUGUUUCAGCCAUUGAGCGACUUGGCCACUUCCACAACCAUACCCCUGCUUUUUAGAUCUGCAUCAUGUAUAAGUCGUUACUAAAAUUUUGAUCUACUGACUCAAGAAACAGGGCCUGGAUAAAGACGAGCGGAGAAUGUGUCGGGAUCUGUGGCUUUUAUGAUCUCCAGACAGAAAUCUUUACACAAUGUUGCACGAAAAGAGAUUAACAGCCGCGGUCCGGGCGUGAUGCAGAUCUGCAGCGUGACCACACUGGUGUUAGCGUUAAAUUACCUGAUCGCGAAGUUUAAAAAAAAAGAAAAGAAGACGCCUUCGAUGUAGCUCACCGCGGGCAGCACACUCGUAUCAUGCAGACUUUCAGGGUAACGUCCCCAUCAGGGUUUUACAAACCACGAACUGUACAAAGGCUUUCUGGUCGGACCAGACGGUUGACGAACCCGCCCUGACGGAAUGUUGAGAGCGGUGAUGUGAAGAAGCCUUCUGUGGCGUCCUUCUGCGAGGUCUCUUGUCGAGACGGGAAGAAGUGAAAGGCAGGUAAGGCAAGAGAACUCAAGACUCCGGUAGGAUCCAGUCCUGUUCUGGGUUGAUGUGGACCCAGAGGGGAGGGGGGGCCCAAACCACUACCCGGUUUUUCUAAGCACUGUGAAAAAGGUUUCUCUACCUGCGACCGUUCGCCUUCCUCCCUCGUGCCAGCUCAGGGCCGAGGACGGCGAACCGAAACUCGACGUACUAACGUGUCCGUGUGCUUUGCAGCAAAGCUCUGUAAUCUCUUGUCGUCCGCCUCGGUACUAUAUCACGGGUACGAGUCACGGGCGGCGGAGGCAGGUUUUUUUUUCUUUAAUAAUAUUGUGUUUUGUGUUAUAACUUUAUCCGGUGAAAGCAUAAUAAAUGAAUGUCACUUGAAAUCCA